UCUGCGCGGCGCUGCCGCUCGGUGAGCGCGGGUUCGUCGCGGUGUUUCAGUCGGGGCUCCGCUCCUGCCGGCACAGCGCCGAGCCGCCGCGGCGCGAUGUCGUGGCUGACGCGGGCGGGGAAGUCCAAGGAGAAAGAGGAGCCAGAGUGUUCCGUGGGGCGGGAGGAGAGGGGGCUGCUGGUGCAGGUCAUGCUGGAGCACGGUGGGGAUCCCUGGGAUUAUAAAGCUGUCGGCCAGGAUCCCACCCUGAAAGCCGCCGAGAGGCACUGGGUGAACUACGUCUCCACGUAUCACCCCAAGGGAGACAAGAAGUGCUCGGCCCUGCAGUGGCUGCUCUUCGACCUGGCCAGCGUCCUCCAGGCUGCGGUGGAGGAGAAGGAGCAGUGCGCGAAGAACCUGCAGAACAGCUUGCAGGUGGCGCACAACGAGAUCCUGGCGCUGCGCUGUGACAACGCGCUGCUGGGCGAGCAGCUGCGGAGGGCCAGGGAGGAGCUCAGGGCUGAGAGCGCAGAGAACGCCCGGCUGAGAAGGAAGGUGCAGUGCCUGAGCAGGCUGCUGGGGAAGGGGCUGGAUCAGAGGAAAGUGGCGGCUCUGAGCGAGGGAGACGGGGAGCCGGGGCUGCGGGACGGGGAUGUCUGGGACGUGGAGAUCCAAGAGAACUCCGCUGUGCAAGGUGGGGUUGCUGUGGGUGCCAGGAAAACGAAACUGGCAGAGCGAGAGGGAAGCGCAGGAACGGGGGAUAGAGAUGUGUCAAAAAAAGAGAAAGUCUGGAAGAAAAACAAGGAGGGCUGGCCCAUGUGGGUAAACCGCAUUUGGAGCUUAGAACAGCGCACUCCCUUCACGCACGAGGCGGCAAAGCGGGUGGUCACGGCCAUAGGGCUGCCGUGGCCGAAGGUGGGGGCCAUCAUCAGAGCCUUGCCGCCCGAUGAAGCCUUGGGAGGAGAAAUCUUAAGGCUGGUGAUUAGAAAUCUAGGGGAAUAUGAGCCCCUCAAGGAUAACAUGGAAGGGGCGCCCUGGAGAGAUAUCCAGGAGGCGGCGGCGUACGUGUGUGGGAAUGUGGUGCUGCGGGCACUAAAGCAGCAGGAGAAACCCGUGAGCUCCGAUUUUGACAUUCUGGGCAUGAAUGUGGAGCAGGGGGAUGUCGGGGUGCUGGCCUGCCGUGCUCCCGAGGCACACAGGGGGUUCUUCAUCAGCCUGGGUUCCACGCUGAUUGGCCGUCCCCUCCAAGAGUGCAUGGCCACCCUGGAGAACCUGGGCACCCUGGUGGGGGCGGAGGGGAAAGAGAAGGCGAAGAAGGAAGCAGCGAGGGUGAGGACGUACAUCCCUAGGGGGAUAAUUUGGAGAUACUUGAUAAAUCAGGGAGUAAAUGAAGGAGAGCUAGAUAGUCAGCCCACAGGAGUUCUGCUCGCCAAAAUGAAGAAAAUCCUUCAGGAAAAAGGGAUGAAACAAGAGGAGAUUUGGGAAAAACUAAAGCAGAUGAAGCCAUUGCCUCCUCUUCCUACCCCAAAGAGAAAACAAUAUCCGUUACAGAAGGACCUUAAAGAUUAGGGGUCCCAGCCCCGGUGUCAAUGGGAUUAACCUCCACCACGCUUACUUGAUAUCUGGAAGAAGGAACUGCCUGGAAGCGCAGUGUCUGCUGAAUGGCAGUGAGAAGUUACACAUUCGUUCUCAGUUGAUAUGGGAUUAAAAGCAACAUUAUUAGAUUAUGAGGGGGUCUGGGAUAAAUCAGUAUUGGGAGUAUUAGGGGGAAAAGAAGUAGAAGCACACAUGUGCAUGGGGGAAGAUGAAGUGAAUGGGCAGAUAAUGCUGGUGAAGGGGUAAGGAGGGCAGAUAUUUUAGGAAGGCGUUUCCUGUCCCAGUUCAGGGUAGAUCUGUCCAUACGAAAGCUACAUUUGUUGUUGCUUCAAAAAAUGAAAAUAUGAGGGGAGUCUCCAAGUCAGUGAAAUGCUGGUAUAAAAGUGAAGUGAAAGCAAGAAGUGUCCCAGUUUCAGCAAGGCAGAGCUGACUUUCUUCAGGGCGUGUGGUGUGGUGCUGUGUUUUGGCUUCAGGAGAAAUACAGUGUUGAUAGUGCACUGAUGUUUUUGCUGUUGCUGAGUGGUGCUGCACAGAGCCAAGGACAUUUCAUCUUUUGGUACUGUCCUGCUAGCAAGGGGGCUGGGAGUUACAGAAGCGAGGAGGAGACAGAACCAGAGCAGCUGACCUACACUGGCUAAAGGGAUAACUCAUAGCAUAUGGCAUCAUGUUGGACAACAGAGCUGGGGAGAGCUGCUCAGGGGAGCAGCUGCUGCUAAGGGAUGGGUUGGGCAUUAGUCAGCGAAUGGUAAGCAGUCACCUGGUGUAUCACUUGUGCGUGUGUAUCUGUAUAUAAUUUUUGUUUCUGUUAAUUUCUAUUUCUUUUCUUAGUGAAUUGUUUUUAUCUUAACCCAGGAGCUAUACUUUAUUUUUUUUCCCCAGUUCUCUCCCUCAUCCCACAGUGAGCAAACAGCUGCCUGCUAGAUUAAACCACAACACAGAUAGUAAAGAGAGACUGUGAGUCCUUCAGCUGUUAGCUGCAUCAGGGUGAGACUGAAGGUAAUUGACGAAGUAAGAGGACUGACCUGGAACGAAGCAAUCCUGGUUUUGUGUGAGCGAAGAACAUAUGAGGUACCAGUGAUAGCUGCUGAGAGCUAUGCCUGAAUAUGGCCAUGGCCAGAAAACUCUCUGGCCCAACUUAAAGGUUGGGUUAAAAGCUAUUUGUUAUUAAGGAAGAAAAGGAAGAAAAAAUAAUAAUAAAAAUACAAUAGACAAAUACAAUUGUCAUUGCUGUAUACAGGUACAAUGCAAUUGCUCAGCUAGUCAUCAGGAGCUGAUGCCAAGCCAGUUCCUGAGCAGUGGCUGCCUCCCCUGGUGAGCUUCCCACGGCUUUAUACUUUUUUAUGUGAUAUGCGGGGGGAAAGCAUCUGGGCAGUGGAGGACUGCUGAAACUGCUGAUCCUCCCAUGGUACUGCUCACCAAUGAGAUGCCCAUGUCUUGUUUUGCAGGUUCUAUGGGUAAAGAUAGAAACCAAAGUACAAUGUGGGUCAUUUGCUCUGCUCUGUUGUGAAUGCUCUGCCUUGCCUCUUGCCUCUUGAUCUAGAUGUUGUUUUUUUCUGACACCUAACUCCAAGUAAGCAGACAAAAGACAUUGAAUUGAAUUACUUUCCAUUAUUUUUGGUCUGAUUUUUGGGUGGUGCUGUGUGGAGCCAAGAGUUGGACUGGAUAAUCCUUAUGGGUCCCUUCCAACUUGGGAUAUUCUAUGAUCACAUACUAUUGAAUAUCCUGUUAGUUAAUUUAAGAAGCUUUAAGACUGGAAAAGACCACUAAGCUCAUCUAGUCCAACCAUCAACCCAUCACCACCACGCCCACUAAACCAUGUCCCUCAGUGAUGUACUGUGUAGAAAGGCCAUAACAGAUAUAGCUGCUUUAAGCCAGUCUGUCUUCCAAAAAUUUUGCCAACAUGUCCAGGUCUGUCAAUCUUUUGUAGAUUGAAUCAUAGAAUCGUAGAAUCGCAAGGUUGGAAACUACCUGCAAGAUCAUCUAGUCCAACCACCCUCCCAUUCCUAUCAGUACCACAAGCUACUAAACCAUAUCUCAUAGCUCCUCAUCCAGGCGCCUCUUGCACACUGCCAGGGAUGGCGACUCCACCACCUCCCUGGGCAGCCAUUCCAGUGCCUGACCACCCUCUGAGAGAAAAAGUUUCCUAAUAUCUAACCUAAACCUCCUCUGGUAUAACUUCUGGCCGUUUUCUCAGGUCCUACUAUUUGCCUGGAAGAAGAGGUCAGACCCUUUUUCAUCACAACCUCCCUUCAGGAAGUUGUACAGUGCAAUGAGGUCUCCCCUGAGCCUCCUCUUCUCCAGACUGAACAAUCCCAGCUCCCUCAGCUGCUCCUCAUAAGACUUGUGCUCCAGACCCCUCACCAGUUUGGUUGCCCUUCUCUGGACACGUUCCAGGGCCUCAAUGUCUUUCUUGUAGUGAGGGGCCCAAAACUGAACACAGUACUUGAGGUGCAGCCUCACCAGUGCUGAGUACAGGGGGAUGAUCACCUCCCUGCUCCUGCUGGCCACACCAUUCCUAAUGCAGGCCAGGAUGCUGUUGGCCCUCUUGGCCACCUGGGCACACUGUCGGCUCAUGUUCAGCUGAGCAUCAACCAACACCCCCAGGUUCCUUUCCUCUUCACGCUCAUCCAGCCACUCAUCCCUAAGCCUGUAGCGCUGCAUGGGGUUGUUGUGGCCAAAGUGCAGUGUUGUAACCUUCACCCGUUCGUUUUCCCUGGGAGACCGCAGCUUGGCCAAUUACUGAGGUGACACCAAUAUGGUGAACAGCAAAAUGGUGCUUUAAUGGAACACACGCGUGCUUAUAUAUGGAAAGGCGGAGGGCCUAACGCGUUACAACCCGAAGAUGGCGCAAGCGCCUAAUACAACAUCUCCCCCUCCCCAUGCCAAAAGAAACCUUGCCCCGUUACAAUACGCAAUGUGCUAAACCUAAACAACAUGUAUUUUAGAAUUUAUCCUGCAUUCUACGAUAUUCCAAUUGCGUGUAGAUCAUUUUCUCAGUCAUUUGUUGUAUACAACCUUGCAAACAUCGAAAGAUACAUGGCAAGCACAGCAUUAGUCCCAAAAAUAUAAGAAGCCCUAUUACUAAUGCUUUAAGUAACUGCUUAAGCCAUGGCCCAAUCCCACCAAACAAAUUCUCCAACCAAUUUCCGAAGGGAUCUUCCUGUAUUCCGAUCUUUUUCGUAUGUUCCUUUAGCAGUUGUAACUUCUUAUGUAGCGAUUCACUGUGAUCGCUUAAAUUGAAACAACACAUCCCUUCAAAGUCGUUGCAUCCAUGACCCUGUGCCAGGAGUAGGAAGUCGAUCGCCGCUCUAUUCUGGAGCACAGCAUGCCUAAGGCUAUCAACGUCCAUGAGUAGUUCGCUUAGGAGCGCAGAAGUCAUGUUGGCCUGUUUCAUGGACCAACAAGCUAGUCUUUCUGUGUCCUUAAGCGCUUGAGCCGCGGCUACUCCCGGAGCCAGGAUGGAUGCAAAUAUUCAUGCAGUUGGUCCCCAAAGGUGUACCUCGUCACCGCAGUCUGAUCCUAGGGUGUGAAUACUUUGCUUUUUCCGAGUCCCUUUACUCAUGUCCCUGACCAAUUAUAUAUAUGCUUAUAUAUGGAAAGGGGGAGGGCCUAACGCAUUACAACCCGAAGAUGGUGCAACCAACACCCCCAGGUCCCUUUCCUCUUCACACUCAUCCACCCACUCAUCCCUAAGCCUGCAUGGGGUUGUUGUGGCCAAAGUGCAGAACCCGGCACUUAGCCUUGUUA
Molecule: messenger RNA, 5322 nt
Organism: Tympanuchus pallidicinctus (lesser prairie-chicken)
Lineage: Eukaryota; Metazoa; Chordata; Aves; Galliformes; Phasianidae
Exons: 2
Coding region: 97-1548 (483 amino acids)
Source: RefSeq, a predicted model, not a curated record